ACGGCGCCGCCUUCGAGCGGUGCCACGAGGUGAUGAAAGCCCUCGCCAAAUCGUGGGAGAACAUGAAGAGCAUCCCGGCCAGGUCCGGCAUCGAGGACGAGUUCGAGGGGGACAGAAAAGAGGACGACCUGUGCGUGAAGGUCGACAUGGGCGAGGGGGUCGAAGCUGUCAAGUUCGGCAGUCCGGACGAGCUCUUCAGCGAGUUUUGGCCACUCCUUCUCUGGGCUGUCUCCUCCUCGGACGAGAUCGAAGACGGCCUCCUGUACCGCUGGAUCAAGGACGCCAGCGGCUACGGGGCCAGCUUCUCGAAGAGCAACAAGUUUUUUAAGCUCGUGGCGGGCGAGACUGUCGCCAAAGACAAGACCGGGGAGGCGGCGACCGAGGCUGCCGAAUCGGUCACCCUGCGCGCCCAGAAAGGUGGCAUGGACAUGAGGGGUGGUCUCAACCGCUUCCUCAAGCUUAACGACAACACGUCAGAAAAUGAUGACAUGCUGGCCUUGAUUAUGGAGUGCGGUUUUUUUAUAGGACCACGGCUCUUGUGGUACAUGGGAGUGAAGCACUGACAAGGAUUUUACUAUUGUGUGGUUGUUAAUGUUGAGUUCGUUGUUGUUGAUUCUUCACGAAGCAAGUGCGCUCAUCGUCAACAUCUGGACGUCAUUCAUUUCAUUCGCCACUACUGAAUUGUAGCAUAUCGUCAGGAGGUGUCGCGGGGGGUGGUAAAGCUCGUUCCUUUGCUUGGGCGACAUUUUUUUUCUUGUUGAGUCUACAGGCUCAAUACAAACCUCUAUAGGCUCGUCCUGGCUCAAUUGCACACGACUAAAAGGCUCGCCACCCAACAAACAAAACCAGCCGAUACUUGCUUUCCCGGUGUCAACGCUCGACCAAACGCGCGUGCUUGGUCCCCGUGCCCCGUCCAACCCCUCUCGCCGCUCCCCACCGGUUGACGCCUCCGGACAGGCCGCAAUGGGCCAGACUGCAGACGUGUAAGGUGACCCAUAAGCGCAAGCGCGUUACUGGCCGCCACUUCGCCGGGCCGAGUAGCCGCCGCACCAGGGACUUCGACUGCUUCUGGUGAUUUUGCUCGUAAGGGCUUUCGACAGCUGGUGGUGAUUGAAUUGAAGAAGUUCCGCUUCUCUCUCUCUUGCUCUGAAGGGGAGGCUCAGCGUGUACCGUCGCUCUCCUGGGAUACCCGCCGUCGAUAUGGCAUCGUGGUCGACAAUCUCCCGCUUAGCCCCUUUUUACUCCUGAUAAAUAAAAGCGCGAGUAGGUCGCCAUUUUUGUGACUUGUUGCAUGAGGCAGUGGGUUGUGCCCAGAGGAUCCUCCUUGUCGAUGGUGAUGAUUUGACGGUGCCAGCAGUGACGUCGCACCGUGUUGUUGUUCGCCGCUGCAGUUGAUUGGAUGCCGGAGCAUCCCCGCCCCCUUGUUGUCGGUACAAAAUUGUAGACGAGUUGUGCUGUGCCUUUUCCCUGCUGUUUCUAGCGGCAGCACCUGUCUGAGACGUUCGGUGCUGCCCUGUCCUUCUGCCCCUUUUCCCCGCACGAAGGGCUGCGGUGCAUGUGUAUAUAUAUCAAACGAGACACGUCAGCGGUCAAUUGAUUCACAGGAGCUACAGUAGUUGGUUGCCAUCUUGAUUGACUGCUGUGGCGAGCAGAGUAACGGGCAAGACCUCAGUGGUGCCGUGAAGGGCUCGACCUGAAAUCUUUGUCGUUAGGAUGGUGCUCAGCCAUUCACGCCACGAGUCUUUCUUGCGCAAGGCUCGGUUUAGGAUAACUGAGGUCGGUCGUAGUAUAUGUUGACGCCGGUAGAUUGUCGCCUGUGCUGUCGUUGGCAGCAAAGACUUGUUGGCGGUUCCCGGAACAUAUUUGGUUUGGUCCCCCCCCCCCGUAACUUGUAAGUUCGGAUUGUUCACGUAGCUGUGUUGUUGCUCGUUUACGUCCCUUUGUUUUGCGGCUGUACACUUUAUUUGUCGCUUACAGUACAUGUAUGAAUCAGACAUAUGCUAUGUCCAUCGCAAAUGAUUGCCAGUCGCCAAGCGAAGCGUUG
Ectocarpus siliculosus is the source of this 2044-nucleotide messenger RNA. NCBI's taxonomy places the organism in Eukaryota, Phaeophyceae, Ectocarpales, Ectocarpaceae. The record is from the annotation of a GenBank genome assembly.